Molecule: messenger RNA, 1942 nt
Organism: Python bivittatus (Burmese python)
Lineage: Eukaryota; Metazoa; Chordata; Lepidosauria; Squamata; Pythonidae
Source: RefSeq, a predicted model, not a curated record
GCUGUUGAGGAGAUAGGUACAUCCAUGUCUUUCCAAAAUAUUGAAGAUUUCAUCAGUGAAAUAAGAAAAACUGCUUCUGAUUAAUUUUGGACCUGAUACAGCAACAAACUUGAACUAUGCAGACAAUUAAGUGUGUAGUUGUGGGAGAUGGUGCUGUUGGUAAAACAUGUCUUCUAAUUUCUUAUACAACAAAUAAAUUUCCCUCUGAAUAUGUACCAACGGUGUUUGAUAACUAUGCUGUAACAGUGAUGAUUGGCGGGGAGCCAUAUACCUUAGGCCUGUUUGAUACAGCAGGACAGGAAGAUUAUGACAGAUUACGGCCCCUCAGCUAUCCACAGACAGAUGUGUUCCUGGUGUGCUUCUCUGUGGUCUCACCAUCUUCAUUUGAAAAUGUUAAAGAAAAGUGGGUCCCUGAAAUCACUCACCAUUGUCCGAAGACUCCGUUUCUGCUCGUUGGGACCCAGAUUGAUCUCAGAGAUGACCCCUCAACGAUUGAGAAACUUGCCAAGAAUAAGCAGAAGCCCAUCACUCCUGAGGCCGCUGAGAAACUGGCACGGGACUUGAAGGCUGUCAAAUACGUGGAAUGCUCUGCGCUCACACAAAAAGGCCUAAAGAAUGUAUUUGACGAAGCGAUAUUGGCUGCCCUGGAGCCCCCGGAGCCGAAGAAGAGCCGCAGGUGUGUGCUGCUAUGAACGUCCCUUCACGGCCCCUUCUGCCAAGCUGGUGUUGAUGUCAUACUAAAAGCAAUGUUGAAAUCAAACUAAAGAGUCAGAUUUUCCAAUUUUUUUUUUUUUUGCAAUAAUGACAAAUGCCGUGCACCCUCUUCCCAUAUGCUCCCUGUGUGAGAGGCAAAUGUUAGCACUCUUCUCCAGUGCCCUUCGGUUAGACUAAUUUUUUAAAAAACUAGAGUAAUGUAUUCCAACACUGAUUAGUACUAGGGUUUUUGUUUGUUUACUGUUAAAUUUUUGUUUUUAAGAUUCAGGCAUGCUUAAUGAUUUUUUUCUGUAACGGACUAAUUCUUAGUCUCUAGCCUUCAGACCCUAUUCCAUCAUGCUAGGCUGGCAGUAUUUUGGAUUCUGUGAUUUUCUGUGGCCAGCUUACAAGUUAAGGGUGAGCAGGCUUCAGUCCUUGGAACAGGUUCUGGAAUUGGAACUGUCCCAAACUGGUGCUCCUUUGAAAGGAGAUGUAAGUUCAUCCUUUGAAGCUGCAUCUCCUCUGAAGUUGCCUUGGAUCUACUCCCUUCUUUCCUCCAAGCACGUCAGAAAUCCCUGUCUUGCCCCUUUCGAAGAUGCAAAAUAUAAAUUAGCCCAUUGUUGGUCUAUUCAGCCAAAAGCUUUUGUGUCUGUGUGUUUUUGUGUUUGUAAAACACACUUGUGAAUCCCACCCAAUUUUGCCAAUUACUAAUUUUUUGUAGUUGAGUUUCAAAACUGGCAACAUUAGGUGUUAACUGAAAAGAGAGAACAGCAUAUUUUUAAAGUCAGCUCAAGUUUCUUGGAUUUGUUCAACAACCAUCCACUCUGUUGGUAAGCAGAGGCUUCUCGCGGUCAGCAAUAUUAGAGAUACAUUUAUGACUCAUCCACUGCUGCCUUCAUCUGUUGAAAGGAGUUGGAACCUAACAAACUCACUGUGCCGUGAAGCAGUUCAUCAUUCUCUUUGAGGGGGAAAGAGACACAGGAGAAAAAAAUUCAGUAGGCAUCGUGGGGGCCAGUUGGAAGAUGUGAUCGAACCAGGCAGCAUCAUUGGCCUCCUGGUGGGUGAGGAUCUCUGACUCCACUGUUCGUAGGGAUCUUACCAAAAUAUACUCUGGCUUAAUACUUCUCAAUCUACCCAGACUCUAAUUCUUGUAGACUCAUUAGUGUUGAACUGAUGCUUUUUUCCAUGUCUAAGUUCUUUGUAUAUGCAUUUUUUUUUCAGAUGUAUUAAACAUGAACUAUCUUCACAA